GCUCUCGAGCUCCUUAUCAUACAAAGCAAAAAGACUAAGCAAAACUAGGCAAUUCUUGACACAACUCUACAUUGCCAAGGUAGAAGAAGAAGAAGAAGAAGAGAGGUAGAAGAAGAAGAUUGUGAGAUAAGCCCAUAUGGCUCCAAGCAGAGAGGUUUGCGCGGUGGCGAUGGCGAUGGCGGCGCCGUUCAUCGCGAUGGCGAGCAACAUGCAGGGCGUCGUCAGCGUCGACGGCAACGCGGAGAAGCGGCGGAGGACGUCCUCCGACGCGCUGCAGCGCACGGUGUCCGACGUCUCCUACGAGCUCCACCACCACGUCGGCGCCAAGGGCACCACCAUGGUGGACGACGCCGCCGCCGCCGAGCAGAAGCAGCAGCUCGACGACAUCGCGGAGGUGGAGGACGCGCGGUGCGAGUGCUGCGGCAUGUCGGAGGAGUGCACGCCGGAGUACAUCCGCGGCGUGCGCGCCCGUUUCGCGGGGCGGCUGGUGUGCGGGCUGUGCGCGGAGGCGGUGGCGGAGGAGGCGGCGAGGCGCGGCGGCGCCGGCGGCGUCGAGGCGGCGCUCCGCGCCCACACCGCCGUGUGCAAGCGCUUCAACGGCUUCGGGCGCACGCACCCGGUGCUCUUCCAGGCGGAGGCCAUGCGCGAGAUCCUCCGCAAGCGCUCCAAGCUCGGCCCCCGCUCCCGCUCCAGCAUCAACCCCCGAGAGGCCCGCCAAGCCGGCGCCGCCGGCGGCGGCGGCAUCGCACGCAGCUCCAGCUGCUUGCCGUUCAUCACCGACGAGUUCAGCCAGCGCGUCAACAUCAACUAGAGAGUUUCUUGGUUUUUUUAAUUUCACUUAGCUUUUGGCUUGGCUACAAGCAUAAAUUAAGCUUUGCUUAAUGUUUUCUUCUUAAUUUUUAGGCUAGAAAGGGAGCAUGUUUUACACACUUGAUUUUUGGGGUGUGUGUGUUUUUUUGCUGCAUCUUUUCUAGCUUAAUUAGAUAGAAGCUUUUGCAGAGUUGGGUAGCUUCAGCUUGUUGCUUUGUUUGCACUCCAUGUGAUUCGUUGCAUGGAGUGUCAACUAUGUUUUGGGGGUGCAAUAUUAAAAUGUAAUCUCACUAGCUAGAUAGGUUAGUGGAUGCAUGAGCACCCUUUGAUUAGUAGUGUGUUUAGGUGCUUUUUUUUUUGGAUGGGGCUCUUGUUUACCUCUGUUUUGUGGUGUAUUAUAUUGAUUUUCACCACAUGGAGAGAGUUGAGAUUGGCCCUGUCUCUUCAGCUAACAUGGAGUACAUAUGUAAUGUAUGCAUGUAAUAUUGGAGGAGUAGCACUCCUAAUCUUGUAAUCAAUAAAUAAAUGAUGAACAAAAUGUAUGCACAUGUGCUUAUUGUUAAGUACUA
Oryza sativa Japonica Group (Japanese rice) is the source of this 1379-nucleotide messenger RNA. RefSeq lists its product as uncharacterized. Lineage: Eukaryota; Viridiplantae; Streptophyta; Magnoliopsida; Poales; Poaceae. The record is from RefSeq and is a predicted model, not a curated record.